Molecule: messenger RNA, 4367 nt
Organism: Wasmannia auropunctata (little fire ant)
Lineage: Eukaryota; Metazoa; Arthropoda; Insecta; Hymenoptera; Formicidae
Product: leukocyte receptor cluster member 8 homolog
Exons: 6
Coding region: 313-2817 (834 amino acids)
Cellular component (GO): nucleus
Source: RefSeq, a predicted model, not a curated record
CCGCGAGCGUCGUGUCGCGCGCCGUUGUGCGCACGGUAGAACUUAGAAGCAGUUCCGAGCGAUCUCGAGUAAAAGCGGGAGUAAAAACGGAGACGAGGGAGAAAGAUACGGGAAUUUCUCUCAAGUGAAUUCCCCCAUUGGUUUCUCCUUUCCCUUCUUUCUUUCCGCUCUCUUGGCGCGUGCUCGCACCGCCCCGCGGUAACUCGACUCGACGACGCGAAGCGAUCGCAGAGACCCGCGGCCACGAGUAGGGAGGGGGAGGAGGAGGCGGCCAUCUCCGGUUGCGGUCUCUGAUAUUUUUUAUUCCACGGUAUGUCAGAAGGCGAGGUCGCGUUGUCGCAGAAGAAGCAGCACCAGCAGCAGUCGCCGUUCCAUCCGCAGCAACAGCAGCAGCCGAUCGGAGCGGGCCCGAUGGCGAAUAUGGCGUGGCAGUACACGCCGAACAAUAUGCACAACAUGUUCCCACCGUACCCAGGGCAAAUGUACAACCCAGGGUAUCAAGGUGUGCCGCACCAAGGAUCGUUUAACUAUUAUCCCAUGAUGCCAGGAUAUGGCCAGAAUUUUAAUCUUCAACAGAUGCAGCAGCAUCAACAACACCAACAGCAUCAACAGCAUCAACAGCAGCAGCAGCAGCAGCAACAGCAGCAGCAGCAGCAACAACAGCAACAGCAGCAGCAGGGAAACAAUCAGACGAAGCAGCAGUUGCAUCAACAGCCUCCUAUACCUGGUACUCCGAUGCCUCUGGAUGACGAAUCUGAUCUUCCACCGUUGCCACCCGGUCCACCACCAACGAUUCCACAAACUCAACAACACAAUCACAUGCAGCAACAGUCGAUGGCUUAUUCAGGAUUGAUGUACAAUUCAUUCCCUUAUAGCAACUGGAAUGGAAUGCAUAAUGAUACUUCUCAGUACAACGGUCAAAAUACAAUCCGUUUCAACAUGCCAAACAAGAAAACGGGUCUUGGAUACACGCCGUCCGGCAAUAGCGGCGCCGCGAAGAAAAAACGUAAGCGGAACAAAAAUUUAGCAGCUCAAUUCAACAAUAGCUUUCAGGGAAACGCUCCGACUGGUCCCUUCAUGCCUAACGGACCUAGUGCAAAACCUGCGGAACUACCGCCGUUACCACCCGCGCAAAGCGAAGUGGUGGCCCCGCCGCCGCCGAGCGAGGAGCCUCCUAAUCCUGUCGUGCCGGUUACCACGGCUGCCAGCAACGCGGUUCCCAGUGCUGGCGCUGUUUCCUCCAUCGGCCACAGUCCGGUCGGCGACUGGCCCGACAGUCUGAAGAAUUACGUGAAUCGUUGCUACGAGAAGUGUAAGACGGCGGUCGAUAAGGAUCAGGUCGAAAUCAUACUGAAGGGCAAGAUCACACGCGCCGCGAAUGACGGCUCGCUCUGGGUGAAGGACUGGGACAAGGAGCCUCUGCCCAGCAUCCACAGCGAACGUAUGACCAUGACGAUCAAGCCUUCGAAGCCGGCGUUAAAGCUGGCGAAUCCUCUGGCGAGCCCACUGGUCAAUGCACAGGGAGGCCUGCGCAAGCCCGGCCUCUCCAGCUCCCUCGGGGCUCGGCUUGGCGCGCGUCUCUCUGUGACACACAGCAGGCGGUCGAGGACGAGGUCGAGGUCAAGGUCUAGAUCGAGGUCAAGAUCAAGAUCCAAGUCGAGGUCGCGGUCCCGUUCGCGGUCGCGUUCGCGGUCUCGUUCGAGGUCGAAAUCGACGCGCUCGCGCACACGUAGUCCGCCGUCGCGCAGGUACAGCAGGCGCAGCACGUCCUCGUCGUCGAACAUUAGCGAUCGGGAGCACGAUUACAAGGCCCUCAAAGUGAAAAAGUCCGCGCGCAGCAAGGCGAAUCACGGCAACAAGAAGUCCAAGAAGACUAAGCAGGCUAAAUCGCAUUUCUAUUCCGAAUUUGGUUUAGCUACAGGCAACACGGACGAGCUGGGCACCAAGGAGAAGCUGCAGCAGCGCGCCGCCCGAUUCAACGGCGGCAUUUCCAGGACGGUUGUCAGCAGUGUCGUCAUCAGAGAUGAUCCGAACACGGACUUCGACUUUACCGGGCUCCACAUCGUCGGCACGUGCAAGGAUCUAGAGAAGCCCUACUUGCGUCUCACGUCGGCUCCUGCUCCUUCUGCAGUUCGACCGGUAAGUGUACUUCAAAAUUCUUUGGCCCAUGUCAAGAAACGUUGGCUGGCCGACCAGGACUACCGAUAUGCUUGCGACCAAUUAAAAUCCAUCCGGCAAGAUCUUACCGUGCAAGGUAUCAGGGACGCGUUUACAGUUCAUGUAUAUGAAACCCACGCCCGUGUAGCUUUAGAACGCGGUGAUCACGAGGAAUUCAAUCAGUGUCAGACACAGCUGAAGAUGCUGUAUCAGGAUCUCGAUGGCGAGAACCGAUGCGAAUUCAUCGCGUAUCGCAUUCUCUAUUACAUCUUCACGAAAAAUACUCAAGAUUUAACGACCAUUUUAGCAGCACUUUCGGCAGAGGAUAAAAACGACGAGUGCAUAAAGCACGCGUUGAAAAUACGAUCGGCUUGGUGGUUGGGUAACUUCCAUGCUUUUUUCAAACUAUAUAGGACGGCGCCGCGUAUGUCUGCCUUCUUGAUGGAUUGGUUUGUCGCGAGAGAGCGAAAGAAGGCAUUGAAAUUCAUGAUAAAGUCCUACCGGCAAAAUUUGGCGGUUCAUUUCGUCGUAGCGGAAUUGGCCUUUGAUUCUUUGGACAAGUUUUAUGAAUUUGUCAGCGAGUUCGGCUUGGUUUACGUUGAUCUCGCUCGACAGCAAAUCGACUGCAAGGCAAGCAGUGGUAGUCUAGGUGGUUGGUAGAAGGCAACGCCACUCUACUGUCCUACCUUUACCCCUUGUGGCGGAAGAUAAAUUUUAACACGCGAAAAAAAAAGAAAGGGCCACACACACACAAUAAUACACAUGCAUCCAUUCACGUAUAUAUAUAUAUACACACGCACGCGUACACGCGUAAAGUCUCACGUGUAUAUGCAUAUGUUUCCGACGCUUGUGUGACUCAUAUGCAUAUAUACAGUGCUUAGAUAGAUGUUCCAUUUCGCUGGGGUACGCAAUCGUUUCCGUAAACAUUUUCCUCGCUCUCGGAAAGACCCCGUGUGUGUGUGUGCUGGCUCUACCUCUCGCAAACGAUCUUCAGAUCAUCGUCCCACGGCGGUGGCGCAAUCUCAUCUCCGUCAGGCGCAAAAAAAAAAAUCGAAAGCUUGGGAACUUCGACUACAGCUUCGACUGUGAAUUUGUACAUAACACGCCCCCUCGUUCGGUUCCCCCGCGCGCAAUUGUACAUAUAUCGCAAGAGGACAAUAGAUGCGGCUCUCUCUAUCUCUCGCCGGGGACUCCUGGAAAUUGUACAAAAAGUCGGGACGGAUGAUCGUUUCCGUUCGUUCGGCGCUACCUCACUAAAAAGAUUAGAUGAGCAAAAAAAAAAUCGUUGUAACUCGUCGAGGAUCAUAUUCACAACAUAAAACGGUACAGUCUACGGUCUUCGCAAUAGGAAAAAAAAAGUUCAUCCUUCUUUCGUUGUCGGGACGACCGCUCUCUCCUUUUCAAUCAUUCGUAGCGUGAUGCGCAUGCACGCUUCACUGCCACGAUGCUCGAUCGAUUUUCCACGUGUUCCUUUAAGUAUUACUGCACCCGAAAAACAACCCGUAGCCGCCCCAGCCGAGCCGCAACGCAAGCUUCUCUCCCUUCGAAGAGAGGGGGAUUGCUUCAAAAGAGAACGCGGAUAAGGAUUUCGUUUUACAAUUUCGGAGACACGAGACGCGUUUGCGAGGACACUAUGGGUGACGUUCACGCUGCUCGUGCUCGAUAUAGAGACGCUCUCCUUCGACGAACAGAGAGCGUAACCUGGUUCGCGAUAAGUGAUCAUUUCCCGGACAAGCCCGAGGAAAGCCGGUCAGAGGUCAGACGGAGGGAAGAAGUCGCAAGAUCGUUUCGCACGUAACGUCGUUGGAUGAAACCAUAUGUACAUUGAAGAUGGUCCGGGUUUGGGGGACGAAGACGGAAGACCGAAGAUGAAGGGGAGGACAGCCUUCGCUGCAUACCUCGCGUGACGAGUGGCGAUAUCACCAUCGGUUCUCGUGUGCCCGAGUGAUCUUGUAAUUAAUUAAUUUUAACGAGUGUCCCAUGCGCCGCGCGUGGUGCAACGAUGCUCUUUUCGUUAUUAGAUUUGCCCUAUACUCGUUGGAAUUCUCCACGUGAUCGGGACUCUCCCGCGUUUUAACUCUCUCGCAUUCGCGCGCAUGGAAUGUGCAUACAUCAGCCGCAUUACACGGAUUCGGAAAGGGAAAAAAUGAACUCAUUGUACAAUACUUGAUCCGAAUACGAUGUUGUGCAUAAUAAAUUAUUUAAUUUUC